GAUUUGUAUCAAAACUUUAUUCUAAAAAUUUCCAAUUUGAUAAUUCGACGCACAAUCUGUGGUGCCAUGGUGACCAAGAGAAGCUCGCACGGCUAUCGAAUAAGUUUUCUAGUUUUUUGCUCGUUGUUGUUGAUUGAUUCCAGCAAAUCGUCAAGUGUGUGCAACAAGUACGAGACUUGCAACAAGUGCAUCGAGGCUCCCACCUGUAACUGGUGCCUCAGAGACGCUGUGCCCAAGAGUGCUUGCCUCGGACCUGACGAGCUCCACAAAUGCACGGAUGGCAAACUGCAAGAACUAAAGAGCGGAUACCGGAGCGAUAGAAAAUUAAUCCCGGCCAACAAAUACGUACGAGCCACGCUGACGCCUCACAGUACAAGUGUUGACAUCAGAAGCGGCGACACCGUGGAGGUUCCUCUGAUCCUGACUAUGACCUCGGAACCUAAGGUGGAUUUAUAUUACCUGAUGGACAUCUCCUCGAGCAUGAGAGAUGAUUUGGAAAGUAUCAAAAAUCUGGCAAGCACACUAGGAGAGAAGAUCAAAAAUCACACGAGCGACUUCAACGUUGGUUUCGGGACUUUCGUGGACAAAGACACGUUGCCUUACAUAGAUGCAAUGGUAACAAUCAGAGGCCAUCACAGCCCUACCAACAAACACUGUAAUGGGUCCAUGGGCUCCAUGACUUUCUGCAACGCCAUGGCGCUGCAGACGUCCGAUACUGCAACAUUUGAGGCAGUAGUGGGUGAUACUCACGUGUUGGCGAACGACGACUCGCCAGAGGGAGGUUUCGACGCUCUGCUGCAGGCCCUGGCAUGCAAAGAACAAAUUCGAUGGAGGGAUGAGGCGGCCAAGAUUCUCCUCUACUCAACCGACGCUGUUUUCCACUACGCUGGUGAUGGCAAGUUGGCCGGAAUCGCGGCACCUCACGACGGAGCUUGUCACAUGGACCGAGAAGGGAAAGUCUACACGGAGGCGCUCACAUUGGACUACCCCAGCGUUUAUCAGAUUUCGAGAGCCGCGAACGCGAGCGAAGUACACGUGGUUUUUGCUGUAGUUGAGAGGGCAAAAGCUCUGUACGAUGCACUGAGCAAGCAAAUUGAGCUAUCGAGCACCGUUCUUAUUGAGGAUGAUUCAUCCAACAUAGUGGAUCUCAUCAUCCAAGAAAUAUUGGGAAUCACGACUACUUACCACAUGGUAGCGACUGGGUACCCGGAGGAAGACAUGGAGGUAACUCUGACCGCCGAGUGUCCUAAAGGCAGCGGGUCUACCUGCGCUGGAUUGGAGCUUGGCGAUUCUGGAGACAUUACUGUCAGCAUCAAGUUGAAGAGAUGUCCGCCUCCCGAUAAACCCAAGGAGACAAUGUUGACCAUCCACCCCAAGAACAAUGCCAAAAUCAACGCCACCAUCACCGUGAAUUUCCUGUGUACAUGCCAGUGUGAGGAGCCACAAGCGAGUUCUGCACGCUGCAGCGGUCGUGGUACUCUGGAGUGCGGAACGUGUGCUUGCGAAGGGAUCUUCUCCGGAGCGAACUGCAGCUGCUCGAUGGACUCGGAGCAGAGCAACGAGAUGUGCAUAACGGACAGCUCCGGCGCUGUCUGCAGCGGCAGGGGGAGCUGCGUCAACGGAGAGUGCUUGUGUGAUCAGUUUGAAGAGAGCGGAAGCACGCACUCGUACUGCAGCGAAAGUUUGUGCUCGGAGAGCGACUUUUCUUGCGGCCCAACGAAUGACAAUUUGUGCUACAAUCACGGCGACUGCCGGUGCGGCAACUGCAUAUGCCACCCGACGCACACGGGGGAGUUUUGCGACUGUCCUACAGCCACGGAAAGAUGUGAUCCAAGUGGAUCAGGAGACAUGUGCUCUGGCAGAGGACGUUGUGAGUGCAACGAGUGCGUGUGCGACAGAAAAGAUGGCAACUUUUGGUUCUUUGGCGACACUUGCCAGUACUGCAAGGACUGUGGAGACUUCUGCACCGGAGAAUACAGUCUGAUGCCGUGCAUGCAAUGCGAGUGGUUCAACAAAUACAAGAAUUUCAAAGUGAAAGAAACGAACAAAGAGCAAUAUUGCAAGUCGAGAAAAUGCCAACUGGUCACUAAAUAUAACAUAGUCACACGCGAGGAUAUCAAUGAACUGAAAGACAAAAGCUCGUGUAAAGCAACAGACGACACUGGGAAAUGUGAGAAAGAGUUCUGGUAUGUCCGUUUAAACGAAGCGGAAUUCUACGAGGUCUACUACAUUCAUGAAGACGUCUGGUGUACUGACGAUAACAUAAUGUUUUACAUCGUCGUUGGAGCGUUGGCCGGGGUCUUGCUGCUCAUCCUCAUUCCGACGAUCAUUUACUGCACGAGAUGGCGAGCAAAUGUUAAAGAAGUCGAAGACUUUGUAAGACGUGGGAAUGCCAGCAGCACGACCAAUGAGCUCAACAAAAUUCCUGUUGCGGAAAUGGAGCUCCCGCUCUACGAAGAAACUGCCAGCAGCGAGCUGUGAACGCGUGUCCAAAUCUAGAUUAGUCGAAACGGACGAUGCAGGGCAAGAUUUAACAACCAGUGAUAUUUUAUCAUCUCUCUAAAUCGUGUCCACCACACUGAUUUGUUUUCCGUGCAACACGCAGUUUCAAUAAAACAAUGCUCUGCAAUAACAGACGCGUACAAACUUAGAACAACUAUUUAGUUAUGACAACCAGGACAAUUUGUAUAGAAUAAAGCAUUUGUAAUGUUUAAUUAUACUUAUAUAUAGUUGAAAGUUUGCUUAGUUUUCUGUUAUAAAUGAAUCCUGUAGUAAUAAUUUUUUGGACCUUAGGUCUAUCGAAUUAUAAGUUUGUUUAUUUUUAAAAUCUUGUCCCAUGUUUGCCUCCUUUUUAAAAUUCGCUUUACAUCCAAUGAAAAAUGCAUUUACAAUAAUCAUAAUUUUCAAUUCCGUGACUGAUAUGAUAAUAUAAGAAAUGCAGCAAAUUCUGGUAAAGAAAUUUUCCAUUGUGAUUCAUCCAGGACAAAUGUCGUCCAAAUUUGAAUUCAUGCAGUCACAGGUGUCGAGAAGUUCUUGGGGUACAAUAGAAUCUCGCUGGUAAGUUAGGUGGACAUUGAACUGACAUUGUUGGUAUUAUCAGAAUUGCUUGAUGCAAUGUUUGAAAAUGCUUGAUUGAGUAUCUCGUUUUAUUCCAAUGUCUGUCUCCAUUAAAUUAUUAUAGUAAAUUACAGACUAAAAUAUUUCAAAAUAUUUAAUAUCAUUGUUGAUUUAAAAAAAUCUGUGACUUAUUGCUCUCUUACGCUAGUACCCAUACCGAUGUUACAUGCCUCCUAGUCGUCGUGUUGUAACAAAGCGCAUCGACAAAUCCUAAAAGCAUGGACCAUGGAAGAGACCAAGGCGUCAGUUGCCACAGCCUACGGCCAGUGCAUAACUUCUUGGAAGAUAGGGGAGAUUUUGCUAUAUUUUUUGACUGCUUUCUUUCACCCGCUGUCUUAUCUUAGGGUAUAUCAUUUUGUUCAAGCUCAUAAAAACAUUUCCUCCGCUUAGAAGGAAAAAUCCUUCUGAAUCGAGGAUGACUUAUAUAAAGCUUAUAAUCAACCAUACUAGAAAGAAUCGGAGGUCUCCGAAAGCCAAUAAGGUCAAGAGAACUUGCUUAGCCUAAAAAAGUGCAUGGAUAAUAUCCUAAGAUAAACUUAAAUGAUUAAAAAAAAAGAAACAGUCCGAAAGUGGAUAUUGUGCCGGUGACAUAACCGAAUAAAUCUACUCUAGAAGGGCUAUGACGAGCGUGAGGUAUUCGUCAGAUCCUAUACGGGACUCCAAUCGGGCAUUUCUUCGUUGCCCUCCAACGAGGCUCGAGUAAUCUCGUUGGAGAUCACAUCAAAGCCACACCCAUGAAGGUAACUGAAAUCUUGAGCAUGCUGAAUGUUUUGCCAUAAAAUACUGUAGUUUCUUCAAAAAGGAUGCAACGGCCACCAACAGCACCAUCACAUAUGCCCAAUACUAGACUAUACACCUGGUCAUCUAGUUUCAAAUCGCCUCUCACACCGCAGUCAUUGAUCUACAGACCAUUCAAAACUCUGAAUGGUCUGAAUAUUGUUAGAAUAUUGUGUUUUUUUUCAUGAGACGAAGAAGAAAAAGAAAGUAUAACAUCUUGUCUAGUGUUAUUACUCCAGUAUUGGUGGUGUAGUUGAUAAUCCCCUAUCAGCGUUAGUCGUUCUGCUGCUUAGCUCUGGGCUUGACUGCAUGGUUUUGUGUAACAAAAGCUGGCACCCGCAGAGGUAUAGUUCACAUAUUGUUCUGCUGUAAUAUGACGAGAAUGUUUUGAUGUCCUGUAUUGUUGUUCUGCUACAAUAUGAUUGAGAUAGGUGUAAAAAUACAAAUUCAGAGUUACUAUUGGACCUCAUCGGGAUAACUUCUUUUUUUGUGAAGAUCUUCUCUUGUUGAAGACCAGUACCUCUUCCGCCGCUCCUGUACUCAGUUGUUUAGAUUACUUUUAUAUCCUA
Messenger RNA from Hyalella azteca, 4463 nucleotides. RefSeq names its product integrin beta-6. NCBI's taxonomy places the organism in Eukaryota, Metazoa, Arthropoda, Malacostraca, Amphipoda, Hyalellidae. The record is from RefSeq and is a predicted model, not a curated record. Gene Ontology annotation, biological process: cell migration; cell adhesion mediated by integrin; integrin-mediated signaling pathway. Gene Ontology annotation, cellular component: cell surface; focal adhesion; integrin complex. Bases 67 to 2481 code for a protein of 804 amino acids. Gene Ontology annotation, molecular function: integrin binding. The transcript has 17 exons.